CAGUGUGUUCCGACCCGCGCGGAAUUGAGUCCGCGUGACAUUUGGCAUACUAAAAUUAACAUACCUGUAUUGUGAGAUAAUAUUUUCAAUUAUUUUUAAAACCCGUUAAAAAUUUGCCGUAAUUUAAAGAAUUACAAUUAAUUUACAUUUAUGCGAUAAUCUUUUAUUUAAAUUAUAUUUUUUUUAAAAAGUUCCAACAUAUUUUCUCAAAAGUGAAUUGCAGUGAUAUGUGACACAAUAAAAAACAAGACGAACGGACAUCGAUUUAGAGUAAUAAUUUUAAAAUGUUCAAGAUAUGACCGACAAAACGCGAAACGGGUUUUGUGGUGUUAUUUUGAGUCAAUUGGAUCCGGUAUUAUUGGACACACUGAGAGACGAGAUGUCUCAAGGUAUAGAUAGAUUUUUCCUUCUAUCGUACUGCCUGGCUUGCUGUUGGCCAGGCUUCGCCAGCCGAGCGAGCGAGCUGCGAAUCGUGAGACAAUGGCCACAGCUCGACUUCGUGUUUCCCAGCGAAAUGGCUAUGGGGAUAGCUAUGGAAAGACGGCACUAUGUACCGGGCAACUCUGUGCCGAUUGACGUCGAUGUACACCACAGACAAGGAGCACUAAAAUCUCGUAUUUUCAUCACAAUCCCGCGUUUCGACGAGGGCCGGCCGGUGACACUAGGCACGGUGGACGAGCAGGGUCGAGUCUCUGCCUACCCUGACUACUCCUGGCAUGAGAACCAGGGUUCCAACUGUAACGGCCUAACUUCCGUUUUUAGAGUAGCUGUGGACGAAUGUAACCGGAUGUGGGUGAUGGACACGGGCAAGAUUGGUGACACACAGUACUGUCCACCCAAGCUAUUGGCCUUUGACCUCGCUACAGACAACCUCAUCUACCAGCACGUCGUCAACGCGUCCAGCUAUGUUCAGAACUCUUUGUUUAUCACGCCGGUUGUAGAUGUCAGACGCAGAGGGCGUGAUUGCGCCGAUACUUACGUGUACGUGGCCGACGUUUCAGGCUUCGGUCUCCUAGUGGUGGACGUUGCCAGAGACCGCUCGUGGAGAGUGACCCAUAGGCUUUUCUUCCCAUUCCCCUCUCGAGGAACAUUCACUAUUGAUGGUGAGAGCUUCGAUUUGAUGGACGGAGUGCUAGGAUUGGCUUUAUCCCCCCACCGCCAGGGUGGCGACCGCUUCCUAUAUUUUCACGCACUGGCUUCGACCACUGAAAAUGUUGUGCGCACUUCAGUGAUCCGCAACUCGUCAUUCUUGCACGACUCCAAUGCUGAUCCUCAAUCUAUACACGUAUUUCCAGAUGAGCGACCUAUCCAAGCAGCCGCUGAAGCUAUGGAUCGAAACGGCAUCAUGUACUUCGGUCUUAUGGAGCCGCCCAGUAUUUGGUGCUGGAAUUCAGCUACCGAAUACACUCCGAGAAACUUUCACCAAAUAGCCAUGAAUAGGGAAACAUUGCAGUUCGCUAGUGGGGUCAAAGUGGUAAACAAUUUGAAAGGAGAGCAAGAACUAUGGAUUUUGACUUCUAGCUUCCAAAGAGUAAUGACUGGCUCACUCAAUGCCAACAGAGUAAAUUUCAGGAUUCAUGCAGAGAAAAUUGAGAGGCUUUUAGAAAAUUCACCCUGUAAGAAUCCCCCAAAGGAUCAGAGCCAUGGUUACCAUGCGAAUCGUAUAACACAGAAUCAUGGUCCCAAACUUACAACUUACAGAUAUGGCGCUGUAUCAUUUCUCUAGAAAUAAGAGCCAUGUCAGAUCACCUAAUAAGUAGUUUUAUGUGGUAUAAUUACUGGCCGUUCGGGCUUAACUGACACAUCGUGCCUUAAAUACGAAUUGUUAAUAAUUAUGUAGGAAAUAUUAUUUCUGUAUUUAACUAGUUAAUAAAUUAAUAUAAAAAAAUAAACGCUUGUAAAUCUAUGGCGGAGAUACUACCUAGCAUCCAUCAAGUAUUCUUAAGUUAAUUAGUUUAAUUUUUUUUUAUUUACAUUAAAUCAACCCGGAUGAUCGUACAAGGGUGUGAGAAUGAGACCUAUUAUUAAAUUACCUCUACGAACAGACCUGACACUAUUUUUGCUCUAUCUGAGGCAAGUUUGGUUAGAGUUAGUCUGGUUAAGAAAAUCUAGAAAGAUUGAAAACAUGGGCCGUCGAAGGCAAGGGAAAUACCCCGGGCACCGAAGCAUAGCAGAGGAAAGCGCAAUUAAGUUGCAAAAUGUUGAGAGAAGAAAAAGAUCUUCACAAUCACAGAGCCUGUUGUAUAAUUGAAAAAAAUUAUAAAAUCGUUUUAAGAAUAAUGUUGAUUAAAAUAUUAAAAGUUACCAAAUA
Amyelois transitella is the source of this 2311-nucleotide messenger RNA. RefSeq names its product protein yellow (gene Y-d). The coding region runs from base 296 to 1726 and encodes 476 amino acids. NCBI's taxonomy places the organism in Eukaryota, Metazoa, Arthropoda, Insecta, Lepidoptera, Pyralidae. The transcript is spliced from 7 exons. The record is from RefSeq and is a predicted model, not a curated record. Gene Ontology annotation, cellular component: extracellular region.